This is a messenger RNA of Saccoglossus kowalevskii, 1220 nucleotides long. Its product is annotated as Golgi-associated plant pathogenesis-related protein 1-like. Gene Ontology annotation, cellular component: extracellular region. The record is from RefSeq and is a predicted model, not a curated record. Gene Ontology annotation, molecular function: protein binding. Lineage: Eukaryota; Metazoa; Hemichordata; Enteropneusta; Harrimaniidae.
GAAUAACCUAAGCACAAUACAUGAGCUAGCACCGCGUUGAUAAUUUCAUUCUCUGUGACAGCGAGAAAGAUUUCAACAAUGUUUUCACAAGGUGCAAUUGUUUCUCUUGUACUUACUCUAACAUUGGUUACUGCAGCAAUUGAAAAGCGUCCAUUAUGUGAAGAUAACUAUCCAUCUAAACCGUAUGGAUGCAUAUCCGACACUGUGGGUGUUGCCAUGUGUAUUAGUAAAGACCAGAUAUGUGAUGGCCUGACCGACUGUGGUGACGGGUCAGACGAACAAGAUUGUGAUUACAGUAAAUGGUACGGCACAGCAGGUGGCAACUGCCCGGCUCCAAAUCAAAACGCGUCGGGUGCUGGUGGUAUGGCUGUUCUUGGGCCACAGUUUAACGAGGCUCACAACUAUUUUCGAUGUCUCCAUGGCGCCCAGAAUAUGACGUACGACGUGUUGCUGCAAGAAGGCGAUGCCAAAGAUGCUGCUGACAAUAGCGCCGCUGCAGGCACACCGACACACACCCACAGCGGCGAGAAUUUGGCGCUUGUGCAAAUUAGUGCCUCGAAGACUACGGGAUUCGGUAUCACCAAGUUGUGGUACGACGAGGUGAAGGACUAUAAUUAUGAUGACCCAUCUAAAAGUACCGGUACUGUAGGACACUUUACUCAAGUGGUAUGGAAUUCAAGCACAAGCCUCGGAUGUAACUUUGCCGUAGGCAUUAAUGGCAAUACGCAUUUUGCUUGUGAAUAUCGCCCUCCCGGCAACGUAAAAGGCCAAAUACAGGAUAACGUCUUCAGACCCAUUGAUGAAGGAGAGAGCCGAUAGUCGGUCAAAACGACCACCUACUUUGAAUAUAAUACAGGCAUUGUGUUCUCUUACUUGAGAACAAAUCUUUAUCGCGGGACUUAUUGCCUAAUACAUUGGUGCUACAUGGUUCAACUCGGUACAGCAUGAAUACAUCUCAGAUUAAUAUGUCUAAUUAAAGGACGGUGGUCGUCGCACUGCUUACUGUUCGAUAUGGUACGCAUAGCGACGCAUACAACAUGCAUUGUUCGUUUACAUGAAAUUCGAGCACGCGCUGCGCGACGACCACACUACUUUUCAUUUCUAUAUACAGUAAAUCUAACAUAAAUGUACUAAACAACAGUGUUGUAAAACAUUGCUUCGUAAUGUAUAUUUUUGAUCCACCGAUCUGCAAUGAACAAAUAAAAAACGGCGCAAACAUA